CUCAACUACACAUUCUCUUCAUUUCAAACAUCUCAUAUACCAACCAAACCUUUCUAGUUUCUACAUUACAAAAAAAAAAAAAAAAAAUUGCACAAAAAAACCUUACACAACUAGAUUUACAUACACCCUUUAUAUAUCUAUAUAUGCUAAAAUUAACCUUUCUAUAUCGAUAUAUGCCUAGUUCAGAAAUGUUCACCGGAUAUCCCAUCUAACCAUUAAAAAAACUCAUUCUUUCCAAAUAACUUCUUUUAAUUACCCUUUUUAUAUAUCUAUAUCUAUAUAUUUAUGCUACAAAUAUAUUCUUAAAAUUUUUCUCAUUUGUGCACACCCAACAAACAUCAACACACACACAAACAAUGCCUUCAAGACAACCUAAUUCAUUUCCACAACAACAUAACACAAAACACAAAACUACUUUCAUUUUUCUCAUAAUCACAAUUUUUUCUUCCAUUUUGAUACUUUUUGGAAUUGCAUAUUUAUUUUAUUACUUAUGGUACACUUUGAUACACCCAUCUCGAACUAGCCCACUUGAUAAUUCAUGUCCGAUUUUAUUAAAACUGCGUAGUUUUGAUUACAAAGAGCUCAAUUCUGCAACAAAUGGGUUUCAUGAAGAAAACUAUGUUGGUAAAGGUGGGUCCGGGACAGUAUACCGAGGUAUACUGAAAACCGGAAAGUUAGUUGCUGUGAAACUGCUUGACUCGGAGUCAGAAUCAUCUGACCCCGAGCGAGAGUUUCAAACCGAACUGCGAAUCCUAGGUGGACUGGAUUCGCAGUUCGUUGUUUCUUUAUUAGGAUAUUGUAUUUAUAAAAGAAAAAGAUUGGUUGUAUAUGAAUAUAUGCCUAAUAAAAGCUUACAAGAAUUAUUGUUUUCGGAUUAUGGGUUAAGUUGGAAAAAAAGAUUUGAUAUUAUUUUAGACAUUUCAAAAGCAUUGGAGUUUUUACAUAAUGAAUGUGACCCACCCGUGAUUCACGGAGAUGUGAAACCUAGUAAUGUUUUACUAGAUACCGAAUUCCGAGCGAAGCUCUCGGAUUUCGGGUUAUCGAGGUUUAAAAUGGAUCCGGAUUUUGAGGUUGAUUUAUUUAGUCAAGAUUUAUCAGGUACUAUUGCUGGGCCCAGGGCCGGUGAUACUGAAUCACCGGCCAUUGGGACUCCCCAAGAUAGUAGUACCUGUAAUGAGGUAGAUUUUGCUCUUGCUUUACAAGCUUCUUCAUCAUCCACACCCGUUAGUAGUAAAGUUUUAUGUAGUCGGGCCGGGUUAGGUUCAGGGUUGGGGUUAGGGUUAGGAUUUGGGUUUAUAAAUGAGAAAGGUAAGGAGGUUUCAAAUGGUAAUUAUGUUGAAAAUGGUGGUAGUGAAGAGUGGGUUAAGAAUAAGUUUACGAAUUACGAUGAAGGUUUUGGGCGUAAUUUAGAAAAUGAUUGUGUCAAGGAAGUGAAUUUAAAUGGUUCUGAUUAUCAAAAAACUAGUAAGAAGCAAUGGGGGAAAGAUUGGUGGUGGAAGCAAGACGGAAGUGGUGAGUUAAGUUCGAAAGAUUAUGUACGAGAAUGGAUCGGGAGUCAGAUUUGCCCGUCCGCGAAUCCAGAUUGGGACGACGAUAAGAACUCUGAAACCCGCGAUUUCAAUAGUUCGUUAAACAGGUUGAACAAUGCCAAUGAGAACAAAGUGUGUGGUCAUAAUGAAGAGAAUAGAGGAUGGAAACAACAUAGGAAAAUGCAAGAAUGGUGGAAAGAAGAACAUCUUGAUGAACUGACUAAAAAGAAAGUCGAAAAGAAGAUCAAACGACGAUUUUUCAAACUCAAGAUCUUUCAAAAGAAACGAAAACGAAACAGCAAUGAUCAUAAAACAGAACUAAGUUUCCGAAAGACUUCAAAAAACGACGCUGAAAUGCACAGUGGGGAUCUUUUUAGUCGCGAGUUAAGUAGCACGACGAGUAUGAGGGGGACGCUUUGUUAUGUGGCACCAGAGUAUGGUGGUUGCGGAUACUUGGUCGAGAAGGCUGAUAUCUACAGUUUUGGAGUGUUGAUUCUUGUUAUUGUUUCGGGUCGUAGACCAUUACAUGUUCUGUCUUCGCCGAUGAAACUUGAAAAGGCGAAUUUGAUAAGUUGGUGCAGGCAGUUAGCGCAAGGAGGCGAUUUGUUGGAACUAGUUGACGAGAAACUAAAAGACGAUUACAACAAGACGCAAGCAAGUUUGUGUGUGAACUUGGCUCUUGCUUGUUUACAAAAAAUGCCCGAGUUGAGACCAGAUAUUGGAGACAUUGUCAAGAUUUUGAAAGGCGAAAUGGAGCUUCCCGUUGUUCCGUUUGAGUAUUCUCCUUCACCGCCUUCGAAAUUGACUGCAAGGUCAAGAUCGAAGAGGAAGAAGAAGAAUAAUGCUGAUUAAAAUUUGGUAAAAUGUAAGUUGAGACUUUUUUAAAACAAGUUAAAAGGUUAAUAUGUUUAUAUAUCUAUCUAUUGGAUUACAAAAGUUAAGUUUACAGAUAGGUGAAAAACAAUUCAUGUGAGAUUGGGUAUAGUUAUGUCUGAUAGUAUUGCAUUUGUAUAUAAUUAGGUGCUUGCUUGUUUAGAUCAAAUGUUUUAGGUUUAUUUUGGUAUUUUUGGUUGUGCAGCUACAUACUUACAUAUGAGAGAUGGGUUAGUUGUAUUUUGCCUACAUUCUUUGUUUCUAUUGUUAUUCUUCAAUCAUAGAAAGGAGUUGCUGUCA
Messenger RNA from Erigeron canadensis, 2702 nucleotides. Its product is annotated as putative receptor-like protein kinase At1g80870. Gene Ontology annotation, molecular function: protein kinase activity; ATP binding. The coding region runs from base 357 to 2381 and encodes 674 amino acids. Gene Ontology annotation, biological process: protein phosphorylation. The transcript has a single exon. The record is from RefSeq and is a predicted model, not a curated record. Lineage: Eukaryota; Viridiplantae; Streptophyta; Magnoliopsida; Asterales; Asteraceae.